This is a messenger RNA of Seminavis robusta, 2908 nucleotides long. NCBI's taxonomy places the organism in Eukaryota, Bacillariophyta, Bacillariophyceae, Naviculales, Naviculaceae. The record is from the annotation of a GenBank genome assembly.
AAGGUUUUUUGUCUCCUAUGAUAGCUAUCUAGCUAGGCUGGGGAAGUUGGAAGCAAGCGAGGGCCAGGCUAACGCAAAGAAGAGCCCACGUCCACUUUAUUCCCUGCACCCGUAUCUUGACGACAAGGGGGCUAGAGGCUGCUAGAAUAGGGAAGAUAUCUUUCCUCUCUCUCAACAGCAGCCUUGCAAGGACUGAUCAAGUCGAGUCAAAUCCAUAGCACGGCCAUUAUUUUAAAAAAGAUGGCCACCCUUGCCAACAUUGUAGGGGACAAUUCCUACCAAAUCGAAGCAGAAGAAGCGGAGAAGAAACUGCGGGAAAAAGAGCCACUGGUCCUUCAUGAAUCCGAACGCAUUCUGUUGGCAUACAAGUCCGCCUUGGAUCCAAGAGACAAAUCCUAUCUGACAUCGCAUCGGAUCCUUAUCAAAGAUGGGAAAGGGAUUGGACACAAGCGCAAGAAUUUUGAAUCCAUUCCGUACUCGGCCAUUCAAGCAUUUUCUGUAGAAACGGCGGGAGGAGGAUGGGACCACGAUACCGAACUACACAUUUACACGCGCUCCAAUAAUGCUGUCAAGGUGGAGUUUGGAAAGAAAGUCGUUGAUAUCUUUGCCGUCAAACAGUUCUUGAAUCGCAAAUGUCUUUCAUCCAACAACAAUACCACCCAAGGAACGCAAGAUGCCAUUAUUUCCACACUUCCCCCGGAUAGUGCCAGUUCUGUAGCCGAAUGGCUCAGCAGCGAUGCCAAGCAAAUCACCCCUGCGGAUAUGCAAGACAAACUCAAGAACAAGUAUCCAGUGUUGAUGCCAGACGAAACUGUCGAAUUGGCCUACAAAACAUGGCGUGACUAUACCGUUCUGACUUCCAGACGCGUGUUGGUCAUUGAUGUGAAAGGUUUGUCCGGCAAGAAGGUGGAAUUCCUCUCGGUUCCAUGGGAAAACGUCCGUGGCUAUGCCGUAGAGACGGCUGGAUCCUGGGAUUUUGAUUCCGAAAUGCGGAUCUUUACCGACAUUCACGGAAUCAUGGAGAUUAAGCAAGACUUUAGAAAGAGCAAGGUCAAUCUAUGGUCCAUUCAGACGUGUCUCAACAAUCAUGUGUUGGGCAGAGACGAAAGUAUCCUUGGAGAGGUUGAUCAGAAAGAGGGUCACAUUGACCCCUCUGCCAGUUGGUGGGAGCGUAGCAACAAUCGACCCCUGGAUGCCGUCGAAAUGGAUCGAGUGUUCAAGAGUUCUCCUCCCAUUCUUCAGUCCUCGGAAGUGGUCGAAAUGGCAUUCAAGGGUUGGCGAGACAUCUUCCUCUUCACGACAAAGCGAUGCCUCAAAAUUGACCCCAAAGGGUGGUCUGGGAAAAAGGUCGAAUACAGCACUCUUCCAUGGAAAUUCGUGGUUGGAUUUGCCGCGGAAACAGCUGGCAAGACGCUCGACCAUGACUCGGAAAUUAAACUUUGGACGGAAAUGAAGUUCAAAGGUUCGGGUGAUGAUAAAGAAUCAUACAUGUCGAAGUGGGACUUGGAUUUUAACAAAAAGUUGGUUGACAUUAUUGCCGUCAAGCAGUACAUCUCCAAACGAUGCCUGCAUGCCCGUGAUGCUCUUCAGGAUCUGGUGCCUCUCCAUCCCAACGUCAGCAACACGUCCGACACAGAGAAGGGGUUUGAAAAGUUCAUGUCCAAGAUCGGUGAUGAUCAAAGGGCGAUAGACCCUACAGAACUGAAUGCAAUUCUUCACACAGAAGUACCCGUCCUGUUGGACGACGAGAACAUUGUCCUAGCGUUCAAGGCGGGUCGUGAUGCCACAUUUUUCACGAAUCUUCGCGUCAUGAUUAUGGAUGUGCAAGGCUGGAGUGGUAAAAAGGUGGAAUACAAGAGCAUCCCCUACAAAAGCAUCCGCGCAUUCUCCGCAGAGUCUGCCGGUAGCUGGGACCGAGAUUCCGAGAUCAAGCUGUACACCCGCAAUCUCUGGAGUUUGAAAAAGAUUAGUUUGGACUUUCGAAAGGGCAAAGCCGACAUUGUCAUGCUGCAAAAAUUCUUGUCCGCAAUGUUGUUGGGGACAAAAGAAGACGUGGCCCGGUACUUUGAUAACUCUGGGUCAUUUGGGUCCUCGGAACCAAAAUCUCCGGAUAUGAACAGCUUUACAUCAUGGCUCACCAGCAACUCGGUAGAGAUUGAUGCCGAAGUUGUGAAUCACCAGCUCCACAGUGACCCUUCCAUUCUGUUGAAUGAUGAGCACGUGGAAAGAGCUUAUAAGUGUGGCAGAGAUAUGUACGUGUACACAAAUCUUCGUCUCCUCAGCGUCAAUGUCCAAGGUCUCAGUGGAAAGAAGGUCGAGUAUAAGUCAACUCCGAUGAAAUGGGUCCACAGUUUUGAGGUGGAGACAGCAGGCCACCUGGAUAGGGAUGCAGAAGUUUACAUUCAGACGAGCAUCCCUGGAAUGCAGCGCAUUCAACAAGAUAUUCUGGUCAAGAAUGGUGAUGUCAUGGAGAUGCAUGUGCCACCAAACUAGGGCCGAUUCCUUAGACUCCAACACCAUGGCAACACAGUGAACACAGUAUUCAAGAUCACGCCCCAUUUCCUUUAAUGUGUUCCCUUCCUGAUGGGUCUUGAUGCUGGUUUUGCCCUAGAGGCAGAUGUUGAAGCCUGCCAAGAGCUGUCCCGGUAGGUACAGUACUCAGAAUGAACACAGGGUUUUGAAAUAGCUGCCAGUUUAGAAAUGUAUCUGUCUUGAAUACGGUAUAUGUAGACUGGAGCCACACCAGCCACCAUGGCUCCACUGAUGUUGUGGUCCUUGGCCAAGCUGGCCCCUCGCCGGCCCAUGUAUAUUUGAUUCUCUUUCAUGGUCGGAGGUGCGUAGAUAAUUUCCCUACUACGGUAGUACUUCCGUAGAUAAUUUCCCUACUCUAAACCCCCAUAGUACAGUC